GCAAUGAAUAUCCAGAUUUGAUUUAACCGUUGUCUGUUUCGUGGUAAUCAAGUGCAAAAACAAAAGAAAAAUCAUCAUGAAAGUGGCCGUACUUUUGGCUUUUGCCUGCUUCAGCGUUUGCUAUGUCAUCGCAUUGAACGAGGUCGUUUGGGGCACUGAAACACAAAGUGUUUUGGGCAAUAAAAAAGUUGAAGUCAAAUCAGGCAUUUUCGAUAACAAAAUCCACACUUACGUAUUCACUUUUCCACAGGACCCAACCGAACAACGUUUCCCAAUCUUAGGUAUCAAGCACGUUGACUACAAAUCCCAUCCAGUAACCGUUCAUUUCUUGAAAGGAGGCAUUGGAGACACUUCCGUUACCAUUCUCGUUGAAUCACAACGUGGCCAUGGAAUCAAAUCCGAAUUCGUUUUCUUCACAUAGGUCAAUGAUUUUGUUCAAAUCAAAUGAAAACAGAUCGAAAUGAAAUGUCCAGAAUAAAAAUACAUUUUUUGUGAGCAAA
Sitodiplosis mosellana (orange wheat blossom midge) is the source of this 500-nucleotide messenger RNA. RefSeq lists its product as uncharacterized. The coding region runs from base 77 to 421 and encodes 114 amino acids. NCBI's taxonomy places the organism in Eukaryota, Metazoa, Arthropoda, Insecta, Diptera, Cecidomyiidae. The record is from RefSeq and is a predicted model, not a curated record. The transcript has 2 exons.